AUGGGCAUAUCUAAUACAAACUACAACUCUACCUUAGACAUUAACGCUGAUCUUAAAGAAGUUAAGGAAUUUAGACAAAGGUUUAUCAUGGGUAAUGACAAGCCAUCUAACCAGCUUUCUCAAAUUGCAUCUGAUUCAUUGAUUUCCCUUGAGCAAGAUCUUAUUAACCAUAUUCCUUACAAGUCUAUAAGCGAACUUAAGGAGAGCACUGAGGGUGGAAUAUUUGUUACCAUUGGAACUGUGAUUUCUAUUGACACUAGACUAGGUUGGUGGUACAAAGGGUGCAAGAUGUGUUUUCAUUCACUUAAAGAAGAUGAGAAUUCAUAUUAUUGCCAUGAAUGUGAUAUUUAUCCUAAUACUCAUGUUCCUCGUUUCUGCAUUCAAAUGAGAGUAUCAGAUGAGACAGACUCUGCUUCAUUUAUUGUUUAUGACAAGGAAGCCUCCAAAUUUCUUGAGAUAUCUGCUUCUGAGCUUCGUUUGAGACAGAUAUCAAAGGGUUGCGGCAAGGAUGAAUUUCCCGUUGAGAUUAAUUCAUUUAGGGGUAAGAAGUUUCUAUUCAAGAUUUCUGUGAAGCUUGAUGAUAUCAAUGCUUUCCAGCCAUGCAAGAUUACUGUUUUGAAGUUGACUGAAGAUCCAAAUCUGCUCACUUCUUUUUCUUCCAAGUACAAGACAUUUGAUAACACCCCAAUCGAAAAUACUGAGUUGCAGAGUUUGCAAACUGAUUCUACUGAUAAUUCUAAGGAGAUUAGUUCACAGUCUUGCGAAAUUAUUUCUCUUGAUGGCAAUGAUGACUUUGUAACUCCUAAGAGAGGUAUGAUAGCUGGUGUAACGGCAAAAAAUUUGCUGGACAUUUUCCCGGAUAAUGCCACUACUUCAUCAUCCAAAUGCCGGAAGCUCUCCAAGGAGUCUGAUUGUAGCUUUGUCAAAGAGCAUGUUGAUUAA
This is a messenger RNA of Arachis duranensis, 942 nucleotides long. RefSeq lists its product as uncharacterized. The record is from RefSeq and is a predicted model, not a curated record. Bases 1 to 942 code for a protein of 313 amino acids. The transcript is spliced from 7 exons. Gene Ontology annotation, cellular component: nucleus. Gene Ontology annotation, biological process: DNA repair; DNA replication; DNA recombination. NCBI's taxonomy places the organism in Eukaryota, Viridiplantae, Streptophyta, Magnoliopsida, Fabales, Fabaceae. Gene Ontology annotation, molecular function: DNA binding.